Messenger RNA from Osmerus eperlanus (European smelt), 5580 nucleotides. It is a transcript of the gene nek1, whose product is annotated as NIMA-related kinase 1. Bases 185 to 4729 code for a protein of 1514 amino acids. NCBI's taxonomy places the organism in Eukaryota, Metazoa, Chordata, Actinopteri, Osmeriformes, Osmeridae. The record is from RefSeq and is a predicted model, not a curated record. Gene Ontology annotation, molecular function: protein kinase activity; ATP binding. Gene Ontology annotation, biological process: protein phosphorylation. The transcript is spliced from 36 exons.
GACUGUAAGUCAUUUGACCAAUUGAACGUGAUCAAUGCAGUAUAGUUAGAUAGAGAGCAAGAAGGGGAUGUUGAGGUGGUCCGAUUUGAUGCAUCAAAGCAGCAGCAAGUCUGAGAAGCCGUAUGGCUUUCAAUACAAUGUACCCUCUGUAGCUCGAGCAUGAGGAUGCUGACGUCAGAUAGACAUGGAAAAGUAUGAAAAGGUGAAGAAGAUUGGGGAGGGGUCCUUUGGAAAGGCCAUCCUUGUCCAAUCCAAGGAAAAUGGACAACAGUUUGUCAUCAAGGAGAUUAACAUCUCUCGGAUGUCCAAUAAGGAAAGACAGGAAUCGCGGAAAGAGGUGGAGGUCCUUGCUAACAUGAGCCACCCCAACAUCGUCCAGUACAAAGAGUCAUUCGAAGAGGGCGGAUGUCUGUAUAUUGUGAUGGAUUACUGUGAGGGUGGGGACCUGUUCAAGAAGAUCAACUCCCAGAAAGGAUCGUUGUUCUCGGAGGAGCAGAUUCUUGAUUGGUUCGUUCAGAUCUGUCUGGCUCUGAAGCACGUUCACAACCGCAAGAUCCUCCACAGAGACAUCAAAUCACAGAAUAUAUUUCUGACCAAAGAUGGAACAGUCCAGUUGGGAGACUUUGGGAUUGCCCGGGUGCUCAAUAGCACUGCGGAGCUAGCCAGGACAUGCAUUGGGACGCCCUACUACCUUUCACCUGAGAUCUGUGAAAAUAAGCCCUACAAUAAUAAGAGUGAUAUUUGGGCCCUGGGGUGUGUCCUGUAUGAAAUGUGCACCCUUAAGCAUGCAUUCGAGGCCGGCAACAUGAAGAACCUGGUCCUGAAGAUCAUCCGUGGCUCUUACCCCCCAGUGUCGACCCACUACUCCCAGGACCUGCGCUCCCUCCUGGGCCUGCUGUUCAGACGCAAUCCCCGGGAGCGGCCUUCAGUCAGCAGCGUGUUGGACAAGCCCUUCCUCAUUCACCGGAUACCCCGGUUCCUCACCCCGCAGGUUCUUGCUCAGGAAUUCAGCCAUGCCUUCCGAAUCAAGCAGCCAGGAGUAUGUGCUGCACAGGUGGCACCAGCAAAACGGUCCGCCCCUGCCGCCACGCCCCUAGCCCCGGCCCAGAAGAUCACCAAACCAGCCGCCAAAUACGGAGUGCCUUUGACCGUCAGGAAAACCUCAGAACCAGCCAAGAAACCUGCCGACAGGAAGCCAGCGGCGAAACACAAACCGGCCCCUCCCCCAGCAGUCAACCAGAGAAGAGUGAGUCGAGUGGAGGAAGAGAGGAGAAAAUAUGAGGAAGGCGCGAGGAAGAAGAGGAUGGAGCUAAUAGAGAGGGAGAGGAAGCACAGGGAGCAGAUGUUCCUGUUGAGAGCAGGACAGAUGAAGAGGCUGGAGAGGGAGAAGGUGAACAGGAUCAACCGGGCGAGAGAGCAGGGCUGGAGGCACGUCCUCACCUCCAGUGGGGGCAGCAGUCCCGAGAGGAAGCAGAGUUUUGGAGGUGGUGGGGUGGGCGGGGGUCCAGACCUGGCCCCUGGUCCUUCUCCCAGCCCAGCCCCAGGCCCUGGCAGAGGCCUAUAUGAGCAGUACCACUCUGCCCUGGACCUUCUAUGCAAACCCCAGCCCAGAGAGGGCGCCAGAGAGCCAGGGCCUGCCAUGGGGGACCAUAUUCCCAUCAGGGGUGUGCCCAGCGGUGUUGCCCGUGCGCCGGACCGCGUGGCGGUGAGGAGAGAGCUGAGGAGGCUGGAGCACGUGACCAAACACGCCCACAUCAGCAGGCAGCGCGGCCAGGUGGCGGCGGGGAGGGCGUGUCAGGUGGAGGAGUUCCUGCAGAGGAAGAGGGAGGCCAUGCUGAACAAGGUCCGCGCGGAGGGACAGCUGGGAUCUCGGCAAAACCUGGCAGCCGUCUACGGAGGCCGGGGCAGCUCUGCCCCCUGCAGGAGGCCCAAGGAGGAGGAGGAGUAUCUGGCUAGGCUGAGGCAGAUCCGGCUGCAGAACUUCAACGAGCGUCAGCAGCUGAAGGCCCGUCUCAGAGGACAGAAGUACGACAGUGAUGGUUCUGACAGCCAGGAGUCCAGUGAGGAGGUGGAACUGAGGAGGAAGAAGAUUGAGGCUCUGAAGGCCCAGGCCAAUGCCCGGGCGAGCAUUCUGAAGGAACAACUUGAGAAGAAGAGGAGAGAAGCUUAUGAGAGAGAGAAGAGGGCUUGGGAGGACCAUCUUGCAGCUCGAGGCUUCAAGGUCGCCAUGGUAGCGAAUGGUGCGGUAGCUGCUGUAGCCCCUCCCCCUCCUCAACCAGGCCCCGCCCCUCCUCCGGAAGCUGUAGCUAAAGCCCCACCCGCAUCCAAACCCUCUGCUCCAGUCAUCUCCAUGACGGCCGCGCUGAAGGACGUCGGUGCAAUUUCUCCCCUGAAGGAGGAGUCUAGUGGGGCAGAGGGUGCUGCAGUUAUACUGGUGAGUGAUAAGGAGAUUCUUCGCAGACUGAACCACAACCUGAAGAUCCAAAGCCCAGAAGAGAACCCUGACCUAAAGAGCCAGGCUCCAGAACAAAACCAGAACCAGGACACCCACAGCUCAGCACAGAACCAGGACCAGAGAACCUCGACCCUAGAGGAGAACCAGGAGAAGAAGAAUAAAGAAGAGGAGCAACGUGGCUCGGCUCCACCCUCUGAUGGAAAACGCCCCUCCCCCCUGCAGAAUCGACCAAUUGGCGAGGGGCAUCCGUCAUCCGCUGGAGACAGGAAGAGGUGGGAGGCUGGAGGUUCUCCGGUUCUCUCUGUGGCCCAACAGACCCUGGAAGAGACGGGCACUAGGACAGCAGGCCCCCAGACUCUGUCCCCAGAAGAGAGGCCGUGUUCUGGGGGAGAUCGGAAGAGGUGGGAGGCUGGAGGUCCUCCGGUCUUCUCUGUGGCCCAGCAGACUCUGGAGGAGACCUGCUUCAGGACGGCUGAGCACACUACUGGUGAGGUGAUCUGCAUGGAGGCUCUGCAGGAAGAGGAAGCCCCCAGGAAGGCGUGGGGGCGGAGCCCCGAUUCUCGGGUGCUGAAGGUUCUACAGGAGGCGGAGCUUCAGCCACUCACUCAGCUGCUGGAGAAUGUCAGCGUCUGCAGGGAUCCACUUCCUGUCUGCAGGGAUGCACUUGCUGUCUGCAAAGAUCCACUUCCUGUCUGCAAAGAUCCACUUCCUGUCUGCAGGGAUGCACUUGCUGUCUGCAAAGAUCCAGUUCCUGCCUGCAGGGAUCCACUUCCUGUCUGCAAGGAUGCACUUGAUGUCCGCAGGGAUCCACUUCCUGUCUGCAAAGAUGCACUUGUUGUCGGCAAAGAUCCACUUCCUGUCUGCAGGGAUCCACUUCCUGACGGCCAAAAGCAGAGGGUGGAGAUGGAGGUUGUGGGAGGAGCCACAGCGGCGACACCAACAGAGCUGACCCCUGCUGUUGCGGGUCAGAGGGCAGGGGUCAAGGGUCAGGCAGUAGGGGUGACCUCUGGGGACACUCAGGGGCAGAAGGAGAGCCCGGCCCUCAUACAGGAGAUGCUGCCAACACCGUCUCCAGGUGUGGAAGAUCCAGCAGACCUGGAGGCCAUGGUCCUGGAGGACGGCCCCAGGAAGGCCUCACAUCCCCCUGCUGGAGUAGUGCUGGCGUGGGAGCACAAGGCCACCAAGCCUGGGCCACUAGAGGGCAGUGUAACUCCAGCAGAGACUGAAGAUGCUGCAGAGAAACCAGAGACUCAACCCGAACCCUCAGCUGUCUCAGUGUGCGAGGAGCCUCUGUUCAAGCUCCUCUCCCCGGCCCACCGUCGCACCGCCGCCCUGGCCGCCCUCUCGGCCCAGUCCUCCCUGGACGAGUCCUCCUCGUCCCUGGCCUCGCGCUCGCGCUCCGUGUCCCCCCUGCGCUCCAAGAACCACCAGGCCCUCUUCAUCGGACUCUCCACCGGCAUGUUCGACGCCAACAACCCCAAGAUGCUGAGGACCUGCUCCCUGCCAGACCUCAGCAGAGUGUUCAGCUGUGUGCAGGACCCGGCAGGGCCCGGCGAGGACGCCGCCCCCCUCCCCCCCCUAGAGAUGGACGACCUGGACGAGGAGGGGGCGGUGAAGGACGAGGACAACUCAGAGACUGAGGACGCGUACGAGGACGAGGACCUGCGUGAGCUGCGGGCCUCCAUGGAGAGACUCCUGCAGGAGGAGGAGGAAGAGGAGGAGGAGGAGGAAGAGGAAGAGGAGGGAGACUUCAACGGAAACCCCCCCGGGGAGGAAGAGGAGAACGGGCCUGCUGCUGGAGGGGAGGAGGACGGCCUCACAGGCAUGGUGGUGGACGACGAUGAUGAGGAUGAUGAUGAAGAGGAGGAGGAGGAGGAGGAGGAGGGGUCUAACCGGAGCCUGGGGGAGGAGGAUCCAGGAGAGACGCUCACGAACGGCUUGGGGGAGGAGCCUCAGAGCAGCGAGAGCCAGCUCAACGAGGAGUGGCAGUCAGACGGGAGCGGUGAGGAGGAGGAAGGUGAGGCGGAGGAGCAGGACAGCAUCUUCAGCCGCCUGGAGGAGCUGCGCUUCAACCUGGAGCAGGAGAUGGGCUUCGAGAACUUCAUCGAGGCCUACAACAAGAUCAAGGCGUUUCACGAGGACGAGGACGAGAACAUUGACAUGGGCUCUAGCAUGGUGUUAAGCAUCCUGGGAACUGGGCACCAGCACCUGUACCCCAACAUCCUGCACCUGGUAAUGGCAGACGGGGCUUACCAGGAAGAUAAUGAUGAAUAGGGGUGUGUGUGACCGAGCCCUCGGCAGCAAAGGACAAUCUGACGUCUUCCCAUGAUGCUCAGCGAGAGCCAGAGGACGGCCUCUGAUUGGCCCCCGGGGCGUCCAUGCAUGAUGAACAUUGUGUACGACUUCACUUCCUGCUUCAACAUUCUGAUAUUUACUUUACCACUGGCAUCCGUGUGAGGGAGUCAAGUUGACCUUUCUAGUAACCAAAGUGACACUUAUUGUUUUGUCAACUGUAGAUGUCUGUGUUUGUAUUUCAGAGUUUUUUUUCCUGUAUUGUCAGGUGUGUGCUGGUAGAAUCAAGCAUGUUUGGCAGGUGGGGAGGAACACCGUAGACCCACAAGUAUUGUUGGUGAAUCUUCAGUAUAUCCACAGGGAUCUGUUAGUAGAUUCUUCGGUUCCUCACAGAUCCAGUUGCUUCUCAUUCCGGACUGCAGUCACUACUGUACCUUCCGAAACCAGGUCAACCUCAGACACGAUCUUACAUUUCUGCUCAGACUCGUUCAGAUUCCAGUCGAAACCUUUUUCUUACUCGUGUUUUGCAUAACGGCAGAGGUCAAAGGUUAUAUAAGGCAUUUUUUCCACAUUUCUUACCGGUUCAGCUAACACUAACAAUCGCAGCGAAAGGUGAGACUUUCUGGUGAGAAGGUUAUACUGUAUGUUGCCAUAGUAGCGGCUGUACUGGAUUUCUGUCUGCUUAUGUAUGUGAGAUCAGAUUAUUACUCUACAGAGAGGAUCGUAAAGAGGUAUUUAAAGAAGAAUGGCUCUAGAUUUUAAAGCACUGUUACUAUUUGAUGAUAAAGUAUAAAUAUUGUACAUCUUUAUAAUAUUCAAUAAAUGCUUACAUU